Molecule: messenger RNA, 1611 nt
Organism: Babesia ovata
Lineage: Eukaryota; Apicomplexa; Aconoidasida; Piroplasmida; Babesiidae
Exons: 1
Coding region: 1-1611 (536 amino acids)
Source: RefSeq, a predicted model, not a curated record
AUGAGCGAUUCCACCAGCAUAUGCUCGCCGUCUUCUAGCGCGAAGACUACUCCAGUACGGAUAGAUGGAGCUGGGAGUCUUGCAGCUGCUGUGCUCUCCCAGCCCCGGAGUGCUGCUGGACCGCAGGAUAUCGACAAUGCCCAUGGUGGGGGAAUUCCGUCACCGCCUUCGCACCCAUCCAGCGCAUCUCCUCCCUUGUCAACGAUAAAGGUGGAAGAUGAAAAAGCAGCAGAUCUGUCCCCGGGUUUAGGAGAGCGUGCUGCUGCUCUAACGAGUACAUCGGGGUUACGGGAAAGGCCGCGCCGGAGCGCCCGUCCCAAGCAGCUGUUGUUGGACGGUUCUGCAACUACCGUCGCUGUGGAGCCGCGCAAAAAGCGUGCUAAGCGGAAGGUGAUGGUGAAGCAGGAAUCUACGGAGGUUCCUGUGCCCCCGAUCCGCAAGCCUGCACUUGUGGACACUGCCGUGCCGUUCUGGCUCACCACCCCCAAAGACGUCAAGGACAUCGCAAAUUACGUGAAGACUAUAUGCUCUCGUAUAUCCAACAUAGAGAAAACUAUGAAGCGAUUUGAGUCGGAGCGCCAGGGAUUGCUGAACGCCCUUUAUCAGCUGAACAUGCGACAAAUACAGGAAUCAUUCCCCAGUGCAUGGAACGCUGCUGAAGGUGAUAAUUUGAAUGCAGCACGUCCCAAGGACCCUGAGCAAACAAGACCAGACGGCGUGGAGUUGGAUGUUGGUGCUACUGCAUUGGACGUUAAUGGGCCUAGAGUGAAGCGUAGCAGUUCAGUAGGGGAGGGGGCUAUACGCCCAGAUACGGAGUCUAUUUCGACCAAAGAAAACGAGUGUUCGUCUGAUUCGGUGGCUAAUGUGUGCAAAGAUGAUACUUGCCGGGGGGAUACAAAAGGCGAACCGACGGUUGCCAAGAUAGCGCCUGAGCAAACCGCUUCCCCCCAGGCUAAGCCCGGUGACAGUACAAUAUCGCAAAGUGGAGCUCAUAGGUACACUCCAGAUGUAAUAGAGAUAGUAGAUGAUGGAGACGUGGAGGACAAGACGUCCCGUGCUGAGCAAGCGGGACCACCGGGGGCACCUUGUAAAGGUUCGGUUGACGUUGAUUCCGAGUCUUCGUUCACCGACUUUUCGCAACGUAUAAUGCAACGAGUAGGUUCAUCGACUCACGCACAUGAUGAUGAGCUGGAAUUCAUCGGUGAGAGUCAGUUGGACCGCAACGUUGCGAACUACAACGCGGAUAACUUUAUGGAAUCCAACGUGCUCAGUGACUUCCGUAUGUGGACAUCUUGCUGGCUCAAGUCCAAUGAGAAGUCAGAGGCGCCGUCUCCGUCUAGAGCGGCAAUGCGUUCAGCAGGAAACCACAGAUCCAACCGAAGUGAGGGAAGUCUCUCGCCAGGGUCGGAGGGACGGGGAACACGUGUCGACCACGCUUCCGCGGAACCGCAGGGUGACCCGCUCGAUCGUUUCUGGAAUCUCGACUUUCGCGCCAUAUCUCAGCCUAACAUGCUAAAAUGGGCUCGUUUAUUCGGCAUAAAGGUAGGUGUAUGUACCGGUUGGAGUUGUGUCCACAGCGCCACGUGCCCACACGCUACUUCGCUGCGCUAA